UUGUUUAGAUCUUGAAACAUGCCAGACCCGAAGGUUCAACAAUAUGAACAAUCGCUUUUCAAGGAUUAUUCACAUUCAAGUGAUUGCAAUUAUUUCAAGCAGCACUUAUUGCGAAUUCUGACUGUGAGACAUCUAGUGAAGCUAAUUUACGUGGAACUCAUCGUGUACUUGAUAUUGUUCUACACCAUCAAUGGCGCAUAUCGAUUCCUCUUCGACGAUGACCAAAGGAGGGAAUUUGACAAAGUGGUAGAAUACUUCAGUGCAAAUAUCAACUAUUUUGGACGGGACCUAACGUUUUUAUUGGGAUUCUACGUGUCCAUGGUGGCUAAACGUUGGUGGGACCAAUAUCGGCUUCUUCCUUGGCCAGACGAUAUCGCCAUGGGACUUACAGCAUACGUUGUUCCUAAUAAUGUGGAGUCUGAGAAAUUGAGAAAAACCAUCAUCCGCUACGCUCUUUUAUCUUACGUUCUCUGUAUUCGAAGAUUCAGUGCUAAUCUGAAGAGGCAUCUCCCAACAGUGGAAAAAAUCGUCGAACUAGGUAUUCUCAGAAUGGACGAAGUUUCUUUUCUGAAUAUAAAUGACUUCAGUGGAAGCGGCGAAUGUCUUCUAGUGUCCAACUGGUGGCUACCUCUAGCUUGGUCAGCCAAUAUGGUGAAAUUUGGUUCGACAUCAAAUCAGAUUCCCGCCGACCAAAAAGAGCUUAUGAAGGCCAUAUUGAAUUUCCGCAAAGGCUUGGAAUCUGUUGAAAGUCACGUGCACGUGGCUAUUCCUUUGGUGUACAAAGUGGUUGUGAAUACAGCUAUCUAUAGCUACUUUGCCCUCACAUUGAUCAGUGAUCAGAUCUUGGAGCGUCAGGAUGACAAAUUCGACCCGUAUGUUCCAAUUUUGACCCUCUUCAAAUUGGUAACUUUGAUCGCUUGGCUGAAAGUAGCGCAAGCCAUCGAAAAGCCCUUCGACGAGGACGAUUCGGACUUUGAGAUGCAUGCGCUCGUCAAACGCCACAUUCGAACGACCUCAAUCAUUCUGAACGAGUUCGAUAAAGUUCCACCACUGAAAAAUGUGACCUUUGAUCACACCGAAAUCAAAUCGUCGCCCCCUUCAGUGGAAAGUUUUGAAAUGUACGACAGCAAUGCGGAAUCACCAGAGAGUUCCAUAAGCAUGGGAUCCAUGUCCAAGGAAGAAUCCAAAAACCAAGAUCAAGUACCCUAUCAUCAUAAACCAAAAGAUUCGGUCGUGAUCGACGAUCUGAACCCUAAUGGACCUUGGCGGAUAACAACGGCCAAAAUGAACCAAAUCCUCCCGGACAACUCUCUUCGGCCAGCUCAAAAAUCCCAAGACGAGUUAGAUCUGAAGUCUGCUGGUUCCAGUUCAAAUAACAUAAGCAUAGCGUCAUAAAACAUUUAUUCUCAUUGGAUGGGAUACUUCAUGAAUUUAAGGAGAAAAAACGCACGAAAUGAUUUAUCAGUCUCGAUAAGGUCAAGGUAUGCGGCCUUGAAACCAAGGUCCAUGCUAUCUUGACUCGAAUGAAUAAUUAGAUCUCGAAGCCUGGAAACCAAGCAAGCAAGGACAGAGGCCUAAUUAAUUGCAAACUGCACUUCGUCGCUCGUCGGGCAAAAGUCCAGAGAGUCGACUGCGACAAAAAAGGCCUUGGUCACUUUUGAGGGUAAUAGUUGGUUGCAGGUUGCAAGGGGAGGGGAAUGAAAAGAAAUGUGUCAGUGUCCACCGCAAGUCCAGUUAUCCAGAGAGUGCAACUCAAUGUAAGUGAAGCUCGUCAAUAAUUCAAGGAAUUCAAGCAUUACAGUGAAGGUCUUUUGGGUGAGUCUUGAGGUUAUUGAUUGUGCGGUGUUUCAGUUCCCACAAGAUUAUACCCAAUAAGUUCGUGGGAAAUCGACUAAAACGAAAUCUGUUCACAAUUUGAGGAUAUCCUUUAAGACGUUCAAAACUUCAUGGAUAUGGCAGUAGUCUUCAUUUUUCAAAUCACCUUCCUAAUAAAAGCUGCGAGUGCGCUCAAAUGUUUCCAUUGUGGAGAUGAAUUUCCAAUCGCUUGUCGUGAUUUCAAUCUAACAAGUCCUGACUUAUUUAUCCAAGAAUGUAAUGAUCUUGAAAAAGGCUGUCGCAAAGGUUGGUUGAGUGUUCCCUUGCCUGGCCAGGAUAGUGAAAUCCGCUCUUGUACCGUAAUCUCGGAAAGCAUCUGCUUGUACCAAAAUGGAGGGGGAUCUUGUACAUGUUUUACGGAUCUUUGCAACCAAUCUCCAAGCAAAAGUGCCUGCUUAAUUUGGAUCAUAGGGGGGAUCUUUCAAGCUGUUAUGACUCAUUUGAAUGUUUUAGUCUUGGCAAUUGAUAGACAACAACAGUGAUGUAGCGUCUACUCUGCCGGAUGUGAAAUUGUCUGUCUUAUCGCGAAUUCAAUUGAAGGACGAGGCGUUUCUAAAGUGAGAUGUGAGCAUUCACCCUAACAAGAUCCAUCAACAAUCAUAAUGAGUGCCAAAAUCAUCAAGAUUGUUUUAGUGGGCGAUGGAGCUGUGGGCAAAACCAGUUUGGUGUUCGCCUUCACGGAAAAUCCUCUGAAGGAUUCUUAUGAGCCAACCAUAGUCGAUGUCUAUGGUGCUGACAUUGAACUUGCGAAAGAAACAGUCAAGGCCAAAAUUUGGGACACUGCAGGUCAGGAGGCAUAUUCAAGCCUUCGACAAAUGUCUUAUGACGACACGGAUGCGUUUGUGCUUUGUUUCGAUAUAAGCAAUCCAACCUCGUACAAUAAUGUGGAAACUAAGUGGGUGCCGGAAUUGAGGAAGAUGGGGAAUAUACCGAUAGUGUUGGUUGGCACCAAAAGCGACCUCCGUUCCGAUGGGACUGUGCUCGCACAUCUCAAGUCCUUGGGCAAUAAAUCUCCAAUUACAUGUGAACAAGGACAGUCCUUGGCCAAGAAAAUCAAAGCCCAAGCCUACGUGGAGAGCUCAUCCCAAACAAAGCAAGGGAUCAAAGAUGUGUUCCACAAAGCGGCGAAACUAGUCAUUGAUGUAGAAAAGAAACGAAAUAGAUUUAUGUGCUUCUAAAAAUGUUGCUCUUAUUUCGGUUGGUCUGAAUUAGCUAAUCAAUGAAUCAUUCGGCUGCACUACCUCCCAGGAAUAAUAUUUUUUUUUAAGCCAAGACAUAAAAUGAAGGCAUUCUCGGUAUUUCAUUUCGAUAGGGAGGAUUGACUUACGGAUGUGAUUCUUUAUCAAAAACUAAAUGAAUUUCCCCCUUCCAAUACUUCGACACAAACAACAUUUGGUGAAGGCAACAUUCGUCUAUCCAACGUGAAUAUGGAUCCUCAGAAAAUCGUUAUUAUUGGCGAGGGUGGAAGUGGGAAGACUUCCAUAUUAAUGGGCUAUAAGGACAAGACAUUCAAUCCCGAAUGGAUUCCAACAGUGUUCGACAAUUACAUCAUUAAAGUUCCUGUGAACGAUCAAGAGAUUCCAAUAAAUUUGUGGGACACGGCGGGACAAGAAGCAUACGAACAAUUACGGACAAUCACGUAUGAUGGUUGCAAAUUAUUUUUGAUUUGCUUCGAUCUCGCUAAUCCUGAUUCAUUAAUCCAUGCUGAGCAAAAGUGGGCGCCAGAAGUGAGAAAAUUCUCGACGGCCCCAUUUUUCUUGGUGGGAAACAAGACCGAUCUCCGGGAUGCCUUUGACCUUAAAGGCCGAGCAAGUCUGAGGGAUCCUUUGCCAGUGACCACAAAGCAAGGUGAAGGUGUUGCCAGAGCCAUUGGAGCAAAAAAGUACAUGGAAUGUAGUGCAAUGUUGAACAAAGGCUUAAAUGAACUAUUCGAAAAGGCGGCUGGGGAAGUCAUUCCAAAAGAGAGGAGGGAAAAGAAAUUGUGUCGUUUAUUGUAGAUGCUCCGGCGUUUUGCCUCUUCCUCUGUUGAAUAAAAUGAGUUGCUGAAACAGGUUGAGGGUGGAUUUUCUCUUUUCAUUUCCUCUUAGUAACCCCAUGCAAGAUUUCACCCCCGCAUCUCUUUGGCUAUCCGUCUAGCUUCAACCCUUCAACCAUGCACCUAUCAACCUAUCAAGACCCACCUUCCUCCCCCACCAGGUAAGAUUGGCCAGGUCAAAUGAGGAUAGGCCAAGCAUCAAGUCAUUCUUACUUUGUCCACGGGCCUCCACACACUUUUCCCGAGUAAGUCUUCAAAUAUUUCAAACGUUUUAUCCCUUCUGUGAACCUUUUCUCUUUAUUUCGACAGACAAAGAGAUUAGUUCCCUUAGAAUGACCAAGGCCCAGAUUUUGGCUUUAUUAUGCUGCGUGGCGUUAGUCCAUGGAAAAGUCAUUGGCACUCUGAAAGAUCCUUUGAUGGGAACGCCAGAUUCUGUCCUAGAAAGAGCCUCGCAAAUGGUUCACGAACCCAGGCAAUCUGGGUCCCCGUUAAGGUUCUUCAUGAGGACAAGUUAUUCCACGGUGACUCAAACUCAAAUUGUCACGUCAACGUCCACCACCUUCAACACUUGCUACAUGACCGAAAGUGGAAUCAUUCCUUGCAACAAGCGGAGGAAUAUUGAAGUCGAGUCCAAACCCCGAGUCUUCCUCCAAGGCCAAGAGAAAACUUGGGAGGAUAUCAUUCCAACAAGGGUAAGUGACCAUAAAUGCAAAGUCUAAAUAUUUGGUUGAAACGUUUGAACGAUUUCUAGCUUUCUCGGGUCGAGGCCGCAAGUGACGAUGAAAGCGUGAUCGAAUUGGUUUCUAAAGGGGACCCUCUUUUUCAAACGGAAGAACCUUUGGUCGAGAUUGUCACAGUAACUUUGGCUGGAAGAGAGGAUCUUAGUGAAACAACCACUCAAUCAGGAUUGGAGGGGAGAGACGAUGACUCAGAAACAACAACUUAUAGAUCCCCAUCAGAAUCUAAAGAAGACAAUGUUGAAGCAUCAACGUUCUUCACGGAUGUGGAACCCAAAGAAGAUCCUGAAGCAUCAACGUUGUUGCCGGUAUCGGAAACCAGAGAAGAAAAGCCUCUAGAGACCACCAUGACCACCACCAAUAUAGAUUUGGAGGGUAAAGGAGUGGAAGAAGUGAUUCAAUCCGUCAAUCACGAAGUAGUUUCAACGGUGAUUGAAUCCGUCUCUCAGGGUGAAAGCGAUGAAGGUGUGGAAGCUCCGACUGAAUCUAGUAACAUGGUGAUUGCAGCCGAAGUCAAAAAUGAUGAGCAUGAAGCAAUUGAGGGCAGCCAAGAAAUCUUUGGAGUAGAGACCGUGAAAGUCGUUCACAAUGAUAACUCCGAAGAAGUCCUGAGCGUGGCAUCCGUUGAGAACGAAUCUGUCACCGGGACUCCCAAGGGCGACCUUAUCAUUAUUGAGGGUAUUGAAGCCGUAGAAGCCAUGACUGUCGAUCCAAAUGUCGAAACUCUGGAAGGCCGAGAGGACGAAAUUGCUCUAGAGAGCUCAAUCCAAAAUCACAAUUGGAUAGAACGAGAAAUUCAAGGCAUCCAAGGGGACUGCUUUGAUCCCUCAAAUAUCGCUCUCAGAUUUUUGACUGUUGUCGAAACGAAAGUGGCUCACAGGACAACAACCGUUAUAGAGUACGAAACUGGAGCUAAAGUUCAAACUGUAAGAUUCGCCGCCAAUGCUGACGCCUGUCUACCAACUAAUGUAUUUCAUUUGUUCAGUACUAAAUGCGCAUGAUGUGACAAUAAUUGUUCUAGCAUGUACAACUUGAUACGUGAAGUAUUGAGUGUUUUAUUGUUCACUUUCUUUUUGCCGUUUGACUUCCAAAUACAUCAACUCAAGUAAA
This is a messenger RNA of Tigriopus californicus, 5757 nucleotides long. RefSeq names its product bestrophin-1-like. The transcript has 11 exons. The record is from RefSeq and is a predicted model, not a curated record. NCBI's taxonomy places the organism in Eukaryota, Metazoa, Arthropoda, Copepoda, Harpacticoida, Harpacticidae. Gene Ontology annotation, molecular function: chloride channel activity. Bases 19 to 1395 code for a protein of 458 amino acids.